Molecule: messenger RNA, 1998 nt
Organism: Emiliania huxleyi CCMP1516
Lineage: Eukaryota; Haptophyta; Isochrysidales; Noelaerhabdaceae
Exons: 6
Coding region: 36-1925 (629 amino acids)
Biological process (GO): fatty acid catabolic process
Molecular function (GO): fatty acid amide hydrolase activity; amidase activity
Source: RefSeq, a predicted model, not a curated record
CACCACAAGGAACACCACAGUGGUUGCCCCUUCCUAUGGAGCGUUUCGGCGCCGCCUUGCUGAAGAGUUCCGCCGCCGCCGUGGCGAUUGCGGCAGGCGCGCUCUGCCUCCGCUCCCUUCUCUCUCCCAGCCCGGCCGCCGCGGAUCUUUCGGCUCGCGCCGCCAAGGCCCGCGCCAGCCGCGACGCCGCCCGCGACGCGUACAAGCGCAGCCGGCUCGUCGCGCCGUGGCCCGCUCCGAGCGACCACUCGCCCGCCGCCGAAAAUAUGCGCCACAUCUGCAGCCUCAACGCCACGGCGCUGCUCGAGGAGAUGACGGCCGGCAGGCUCACCUCUGUGCAGGUCAUGCGCGCCUUCUGCUCCCGCGCCCUGCACGUCGGAGAGAGGCUCGACACAAACGCGCAGGAGUGCUUCGCCGACGCGCUCGCCGCCGCCGAGGAGGCGGACUCGGCGCGCGCCGCGGGCAGACCGCUCGGCGCGCUGCACGGCCUUCCGGUGUCCGUCAAGGACCAGCUGGACAUGGCUGGCUGCGACUCGACCUGCGGGCUGCAGGUGCGGUGCGGCGCACCCGCCGAGCACGACAGCCUCCUUGUCAAGCUGCUGCGCGACCAAGGCGCCAUCCCGUUCGUCCGCAGCAAUUUGCCGCAGUGCCUCAUGCUGCCCGAGUCUGCCAACCGCAUCUGGGGCGCGGCGCGCAAUCCGUGGGACGCCUCUCGCACCCCCGGCGGCAGCAGCGGCGGUGAGGCGGCGCUGGUCGCCGCGCGCGCAAGCCCGCUCGGCAUCGGUACCGACAUCGGCGGGUCAAUCCGCAUCCCGGCGCACUUUUGCGGCGUCUUCGGCUUCAAGCCGACCCCCGACCGCAUCAGCAAUCGCGGCGUCGCGGUCCCGCGGCCCGGCAACCGCCCGUCGGGCCAGAUCGCCGUGAAGUCGACGGCGGGGCCCUUCGGCAGGAGCGUGGCGGAUCUGCGGCUCGUGAUGCGGGCGUGGCUGGCGGGCGGCGGCAUGUCCGACUCGGACGUGACGUGCCCUCGAGCAGGCUGGGCCGAGGCGGAGCCGGGCAAGCCGCGAGGGCGACUCCGGUUUGGGCUGCUGGCGACGGACAGCUUCUUCGACCCGAGCCCGGCGUGCGGCCGCGCGGUGUCCGAGGCGGCGGCUGCGCUCGAGGCGGCGGGGCACGAGGUGGUUGCGCUGCCGGGCGAGUUUUACGAGGCGGCGCUGCUGUACGUCUCCCUGCUCGCGGCCGAGGGCGGGCUGCAGGGCUUCAUCGACGGCCUCGAAGGGGAGGAGCUGCUGCCGAUGUACUCCUUCCUGCUCCGCAUCGCCACCCUGCCCGCACUUCUCCGCCCCGCCCUGCGCUGGGCCCUCCGCCACCUCCUCGGACAGCCGCGCAUGGCGGACCUGGUCCACGCCGGGCGGCGGCACAGCGUGCACGAGUACUGGCGCGCUAUCAGCCGGAGGGACGUCCUUCGCGCGGAGCUCAUCGAACGGCGUGGCGCGAGGCUGCAGCUGGGCGCUCGCGAAGGCCGCCUCUUCACACCGUCGAGGCGCGAGCAGGUGGCGCGAGCUGCGGCUCGACGCGCUCGUGUGCCCCGGGCUGGGCGUGCCCGCCUUCCCACACGGGCUGAGCACCAAGCUCAACCAGGCUUGCUCGUACACCUUCCUGUGGAACAACUUCCACUUCCCCGCCGGUACCGUGCCGGUGACGACGGUGCGCGACGACGAGCAGCACUACUCGUCCGGCUUCUCCGACACCCUCUCCGCCAACGCCAAGGCGGCGGCGGCCGGCUCGGCCGGCCUGCCCGUCGGCGUGCAGGUGGUGGCGUUGCCGUGGCAGGACGAGCGCUGCCUCGAGGCGAUGGCUGCCCUCGAGGCGGCCCUCCCCGCCGACGCGAGGCGGCGCGCGACCACGCCGCCGGGGCUGUUUGAUUGAAGCCGCGCCGCGCAGAGAGGCAGCCUCGAGUUGCCCUCUCAUUUUUUAAUUUUCCCAUCUACAGUAAGA